UUCAGACUUCGGGCACAACAGUGCAUGACACUGCUCACUCGAUCACAGACCAAGGCCAUGGACCGGAAGGCGGGAGAAUCCCUCCUGGACUAUGAGGAACGCCUGGCGGCAUUCAUUCAGGAGGCCAACGGUAGGGCUGCCGCCGCGGCCAAGGAACGUAAUCGGCUUGAACAAGAGGAGGAGGUCAAGCGACAGCAGGAGGAACAGGACCGACUUCGUCAAGAAGAGGCAGACGUGCAGGCGGCAGCCGAACACCGGUCACGCCAACAGGAACGACUGUUCACACGGGAGACAGUGAUCGGCGAUGAGGCCGCACAUUGGGUGGAAGAGGCAUCUGCAGACGGGGCCCCGAAGAUUGAGAAAGGGCUGUCAGCCCUUGCGCAGGUCUCCCACGACCUCGUGGCCACCUGCGCUCUGCAGCAGGAGGAAAUCCUUCACCUGCAGCUGACAGUGGACCAGAUGCUCGCACGGCUGCAGGCAGUGGAGAAACAGCCAGCUGUUGUAGCAGCCGCAGGGCCUUCCAACCUUACCACCCGUGUGCAAGUUUUGGAGGAUGACGUCAGCAACAUCAAGCGUGUGCAUCAGGACUUCCGGACGUCGCAGCAAGCAACGAACUCGCAGUUGGAGACGCAGGUCCAGGCUGCUGCCACCGUGACGCCCGCCGCCGCAUCCUACCGGCGCCCACCCAAACUGGAUGACAUUCUAGUUUUCUGCGAUCAGUCCAAGACGGAACCGAUCCCCCACGGCGUAGCAGUGUCGGAACUGCACACCAAGCUCACUUGGCAUGAGUUGACCGACGCCUGGCACAAGCGAUUCCAAGUGGAGUCGCCCGACCUGCAAGCGAUGGACAAGCUCAACAAGCUCCAUCAGAACACGCUGCUCAGUCAGGACUGGAUUACCGAGUUCCAAAGACUCGCCUCCACACCUGACCUGCCGCUCGCAUUCCGCGCCAUCAAGCACUUGUUUAUCAUGCGCUCGUGUCCAGCUCUGCAAAAUGCGCUGACGCAGAUUGCAGAGACACUCGACACAUCUGACAGGCUUUUCAGCACAGCGUCACGGAUCAUCCUCACGAAUAUCGAAGCCCGCAACGCCGGCCGAUCUUCCGCGACCACGAGCGGCACCCAGCCCAAGCCAAAGGUGGCUUGCAUUACUUCUACCGAGGCUGCAACACCAAACGAGGGUGAAGUGUUGGCAGCUGCCCGGGAUGGUGGCCGGCCGUGCAACAAUCACGGCCGCGACAGGACGAAGACUCAGUCCACCUCUACACCGAGCACCGGAUCAGCCGCCGACGAACCUUGGGCACAAUACGGACUCUCGACGAAUUCUUAUCGCACGAGACUCAAGUAACGUUACUGCCUUUGGUGCAACAGCACCAUCCACGAUGCUGCACAUUGCCCCACCAAGGGGAAACCCCGUCAGGGAAAGUA
Chara braunii is the source of this 1427-nucleotide messenger RNA. The record is from the annotation of a GenBank genome assembly. Lineage: Eukaryota; Viridiplantae; Streptophyta; Charophyceae; Charales; Characeae.